Messenger RNA from Gastrolobium bilobum, 1299 nucleotides. Its product is annotated as universal stress protein PHOS34-like. NCBI's taxonomy places the organism in Eukaryota, Viridiplantae, Streptophyta, Magnoliopsida, Fabales, Fabaceae. The record is from RefSeq and is a predicted model, not a curated record. The transcript is spliced from 3 exons. Bases 187 to 909 code for a protein of 240 amino acids.
UACUCGAAUCUUCACUCUUCACUCUCUUAGACACUAUCGUUACUUUGUUGUCUUCUCUCAAAAACACAACACUUGCUAGUUCCUACUAAACUACAAUUACAAACAACCCUCUUUUUUCUUUUCCUUCUAUUUCCUCUCUCUCUCUCUCUCUCAGACACGACACUUUCGGAGAGAAUAAGAAUAAAAAUGCAGCAACAACAAUACUUGGACGACUCUGACUCUGAUCCUCAGCUCCCCCAAAUCAAAAUCCACCACCCUUCCGCCUCACCCUCCGCCGCCACCCCAACUCCAACUGCCGGGGCCCGCCGCAAAAUCGGCGUCGCCGUUGACCUCUCCGACGAGAGUGCCUAUGCUGUCAGGUGGGCCGUCCACCACUACAUCCGCCCCGGCGACGCCGUCGUGCUUCUCCACGUCAGCCCUACCGAGGUCCUCUUCGGCGCCGACUGGGGCUCCGUCGACCUCUCCAUCAACACCGACGAUGACUCCGCCGCAUCCGCAGCCGCGAACAGCCACAAGAUCACGACGGCGAAGCUGGAGGAAGAUUUCGACGCGUUCACGGCGUCGAAGGUCGGCGAUCUCGCGAAGCCACUCCGGGAAGCGCAGAUUCCGUACAAGAUCCACAUUGUGAAGGACCACGACAUGAAGGAGCGCCUCUGCCUCGAGGUGGAGAGGCUCGGCCUCAGCGCCGUCAUCAUGGGAAGCCGCGGCUUCGGUGCCCUCCGCCGCGGCAGCGACGGAAGGCUCGGCAGCGUCAGCGACUACUGCGUCCACCACUGCGUUUGCCCCGUCGUCGUCGUUCGCUACCCCGACGAUAAGGACGGCGAAAUCGGCGGCGGCGCCACCGCGGUGAAGGAAGAGGAAGAGGCGGUUAUCAAAACGGCGCCGCAUGAACAUAAAAAAGAGGAUUAGUUGGAGUCAACUCACUGCUUGAUCCUGUAUUUUGAGAAUGUAUCUGACCCAAAAGGAAUUCAGGAAACUGUUGUAGAGUGCUCUCUUUCUUUUCAUGUCACGUUGUACUUAGAGCAUUUCUUGCAUUAUGAACUCUGGAAGGAUUAAGCAUGAUUUUGUAUGGCUUGAUGUGAUCUCGGUUCGUGUAGGUUGUUGGGAAAUUGUCUUUUCUUUCGUGAUGGUAUGGUACAUACUCUUUGAUGUAGAUGUACGAGUUUGCCUUUCCACUGUUUUAAGGGUUUAUGUCCCCAUUUGUAUGUGGGAGAUCACAUUAUCAUAAUGAGCACCCAUAUUUAGCUAGAUUAUUUCAUAUAAUUAUGUUGACAAAACUAUUUAGUUCAUUAUUUCUAU